Entrophospora sp. SA101 is the source of this 312-nucleotide messenger RNA. NCBI's taxonomy places the organism in Eukaryota, Fungi, Glomeromycota, Glomeromycetes, Entrophosporales, Entrophosporaceae. The record is from the annotation of a GenBank genome assembly.
AUGUUUGCUUGUAAUGGUGUUUUAUUCAAUCACAAGCCUCCACGUAGAGGUCGUACUUUUGUAACUCGUAAAAUUUCUAGAGCCGUAGCUGAAAUUCACUUAAAUAAACAAAGUUGCAUAUAUCUUGAUAACAUUGAUUCUAAGCGUGAUUGGGGUCAUACAAGAGAUUACAUUGAAUUUGUUGAAAAAUCAUUUGCUGUAAUUAAUAAAACCAUUGUUUGGAAAAGCGAGGAUGAAAAUAUGGUUGGAAGUGAAGUUGACGCUGGAAUCGUUCGCGUAUGCGUAGAUCCAAAAUACUUCCGUCCAACCUAA